Ipomoea nil (Japanese morning glory) is the source of this 2174-nucleotide messenger RNA. RefSeq names its product ubiquitin-like-specific protease 1D. Lineage: Eukaryota; Viridiplantae; Streptophyta; Magnoliopsida; Solanales; Convolvulaceae. The coding region runs from base 145 to 1734 and encodes 529 amino acids. The record is from RefSeq and is a predicted model, not a curated record. Gene Ontology annotation, biological process: proteolysis. Gene Ontology annotation, molecular function: cysteine-type peptidase activity. The transcript has 14 exons.
CCCAAAAUAUAGCACCAUCGAAUCCCUGGCAAUAGUGUACAGAGUAUUUUCUUGCUUCCCCUCCAUUUUCUCUCUCUUCCCCAGAAAAUUAGAGCUCAGAGGAUUCGUCACACUGCUUGACUCUAUAUACAUUCUUCCCUACGCAUGGAGGGAGGAAGUGAGGAAAAGCAGAAGGGGGGCAUACCGCUUAACAUUGACGAGUUAUUACGGGACCGCGAAGACGAGCCUCCGCCGGAGCUGGUGGUAGUCUCCACCGCUGCGGCGAAACCGCCGUCAACAGCGAUGGACGACGAUGAACGUAGGGACGACCUACAGGAAUUGUCGGAUGAAACGCUCGUGAAUAAGAUUGCGAGGACCAAUAGAAUGCUAUCCAGCAAAAGUCUGCCCGAUGGUGGCGAGAAGCUGAGACACUUCAUCAAGCGCCUCCAGAAUGAACAGGAAAGGAGGCAACGUGACCAUCUCCGAAAGGAAGUUGAUAAACAAGAAGGGCAUGACCACAUUGGGGCAGGUGUAUCUAAUGGCUUCAUGCAACCGGCUCCAUCAUCUUCCACACCAAAUUCACAAUCUUCAUUUGGUGCUUGUUUUUCAAAGCGUUUGGAACCAGGAAACCAUAAGGUGGGCAAUGCCUUUGAAAGCGAAAUGAGUACUCUAAAUCCAUGUGACAGCAAAAGGGUACCCAAAAGAAAGAUUCCGCCAAGGAGAAGACAAGAGAGUAAAGCUCGUCAGCGACUAUCUAAUACUGGUUUGAAAAGAAGUAUUUCUUCUACUACAUCACAUUCUGAGGAAGACUUCUACAGCAGUGUGAAAAAGAAGAAUAAAUGUUCUGAAGUCCAAGGUUCAAAUAGCCCAAGGUGCAAAAAUGGGGAGACUGUUGUUCUUGUGGAUGAGGAGGAACAAGAGGCUAAACAUAUGGAUCAAUUGGACUUUAUGGAUGAAAGCACCAAAGAUUUGAAGCUGUACUAUCCUUCUAGAGAUGAUCCAGAUCCAAUUGAGCUUUGCUAUUCAGACAUGGAAUGCCUUGCUCCUGAGGCAUAUUUGUCAUCAACCAUAAUGAACUUUUAUAUCCGAUAUCUGCAGCACACCAAGUCUUCACCAGAUAGGGGAGGAUGCAACUAUCAUUUUUUUAAUACAUAUUUUUACAACAAGCUUAAAGAGGCUAUGCUGAACAAGCAGAAUGACAAGGAAUCUUCCUUUGUCAAGUUAAGAAGAUGGUGGAAAGGCGUAAAUCUGUUUGAGAAAGCAUACCUAUUUUUACCAAUUCAUGAAAGUCUUCAUUGGAGCUUGGUGAUUAUCUGCAUACCAGAUAAGGAAGAUGAAUCUGGACCAAUUGUACUUCAUUUGGAUUCACUAAUGUUCCACUGUAGCAAGCCAAUAUUUAACAACACCAGAAAGUUUUUGAUAGAGGAAUGGAAAACCUUGAAAGAUGAAGGACCACAUUUCCCCAUUGCAGAUAAAAUAUGGGAGAGACUCCCUAGAAGAAUUGAGGAAAAAGAAAUUCAGGUUCCUCAACAAAAGAAUGACUAUGACUGCGGCCCCUUUGUACUUUUCUUUAUAGAACGGUUUAUUGAUGAAGUUUCUGAGAGGCUGAAAAGGAAGGAUCUAGAUAUGUUUGGAAAGAAGUGGUUCAAGCCUCAUGAGGCUUCUAAUUUGAGGCAAAAACUGAAAAGCAUACUUGCAAAGGAAUUCAAAAGAGCCUCAAAGGAAUUGAAAAAUGGUAGUGAUGAUUUAACAUGAUAUGAAUCCUAGCCUUUGGCAUGACUAACAGGUUUUGACAACAAUAGGUGACUUGUAGCUAGUAUUCAUUCACAUAUAAGUUGGAGAGUUUUGGAACAGCUCUGUAUAGUCAUUCCCUAAACUGCAGAGAAUUGGAGUUUCUCCUUUGCCUCUCAAUUCAGAAUUGAAGGUAAAUAUAUGAGAGAUUUGAAGUAAUAGUAAUAGUCAUCAAAGAUAUGUUUCCUUUUAGUUGUAUAGCAGACCAGAUCAGAUCAUUCAUUAUCACCCAUACUGUAAUUUUCUGGGGGGUUCUUGAGACCCUAGUUACGUUGCUAUUUCUCAUAUAUAUGAUAUGUAAAUCCCUUUUUUGGGCAAUCUAUUGUAGUUGAGUACAAAAAUUGUUGCAAUAUGGUAAAAAUCAUAGAGUUUUUACAAUUAGUUUUAUCAUUUUAAUUUGAAUA